Molecule: messenger RNA, 2134 nt
Organism: Hevea brasiliensis (rubber tree)
Lineage: Eukaryota; Viridiplantae; Streptophyta; Magnoliopsida; Malpighiales; Euphorbiaceae
Product: transcription repressor OFP3
Exons: 3
Coding region: 265-1554 (429 amino acids)
Biological process (GO): negative regulation of DNA-templated transcription
Molecular function (GO): DNA binding
Source: RefSeq, a predicted model, not a curated record
AGCCCAGUCUUUUUCUUUUUUGCAAGGCCUUUUCUUCCCUUUGUAGACCCCACUUGUCCACACCCCUGUCGCUAUCCCCUCCUCCUCUGUCAUCUCUCUCUAUUUAUCUCUUCAACAUUCACACAACCAAAUAGACAAAAAUUUUGUUUCAUUGAUACACAGAGAGAGACACAGACGCAGGCAUAUACACUGCACAGCCGCACGCACACACAUAUAGAAACUAAAAAAAGAGAGUGGAAGAGGGGAGGAAAUUAAGGUGCUUUUAUGGGUAACUACAGGUUUAGGUUGUCUGAUAUGAUGCCCAAUGCUUGGUUUUACAAACUCAAGGAAAUGGGCAGAACCAGAAACCAUACUACUACUAGCACUCAUUCCAUGAAGAAGAAACAACCGAUUACUAAAACAUCAGCAGAUGCCACUUCUGCUGCUGGGCCACUGCCAUCCAAACCAAAGCAAACCCACCACCACCAAUGCUCUUAUCCAAGAAAAUCUUACUACUUCACCAGAGAGCUUAUCCCCACUAACCCAAAAUCCACAGACACCCAUUUCCAUGACCCACCAAGAAGAUCCUCUAAACAACGACUGCUUAAGAGAAGAACCAGUCUCAACUCUUCCUCUCCCAAGCUUGUCACCUCCUCUGUCUCCGCUGGUUGUAGCUGUGGUGCCACCAUCUGGACUAAAUCAUCAGAUUCUCCGCCAGACUACUCUGCUUCUAGUUCUGAUAGCCCUCCCGAGUUAGAACUCAGCGACUCGUUUCCACCAGAAUUCAGGUCUGACCGUGCUCUUGAAACCCAAUCAUUUGAUAGCAUGGUUGCAUGGUCAAGCUCUUGUGGUUGUAAUGUCGAUUCUAAUGCUGAUGAUAUUAUAAUCGAUGUGGAUAAGAAAUCUUUUGGUAGAAAAUUUGAUAAGCUGGAUUUAUCUGAUCUUGAUCUUCCACCAAUCAUAGCCAAGCCUGCUAAAUUCGACGAUAAGGCUGAGGACGUCAAAAAGAAGGAGACCAAAGAAACAACCAAAUACAGAAAGAGCUCAGCUAAAUACGAGGAAACAAAUGCUCAUGGCUCCUUAUCAGUGAAGGUGGUGAAAGAAGAGAGCGUCACCACGAAUGAGCAUAAAGGCAGUAAUUCCUUGAGGAGACAUUCUGUGAAUUCCCCAGGACUAAGGCUUCGAGUGAAUUCUCCAAGAAUUGCGAGCAGGAGAAUUCAGGCACACGCUAGAAAAAGCGUGUCAUCAACAUCGAGUUCAAGCUAUCGGAGGAGUCUUUCAGAUAGUCUGGCAAUUGUGAAAUCUUCAUUUGAUCCGCAGAGAGAUUUCAGGGACUCAAUGGUGGAGAUGAUUAUGGAAAACAAUAUCAGGGCAUCAAAGGACUUAGAAGACCUUCUUGCCUGCUAUCUUUCUUUAAAUUCCGAUGAGUAUCAUGAUCUCAUUAUCAAGGUUUUCAAGCAAAUCUGGUUCGAUUUGACAGAAGCCUGGUCGAAUGUAGGGACUCGGACUGCUCAAAAGCCUGGAACUCUGUUACAUUUUGCUGCCUCUCUGCGAAGGUUCAAUGCUAUUUGGUGAUCGACGUCAGCUAUUUUCCUCCAUCCAGCAGUCACAAUAGUCUUCGGUGUACUGUGAGUAAAAUAUUAAUUUUAAUUAUAAUUUCGAUAUUAUUAUAUGUUCAAGCAUGCCCAUUUAUUACUUAUAAAUAUGUAUUUACAUAGUUAAACACUAGGCACGUUUUAUGUUGCAUUCAUAAUUGUUAAAGUGCCAUAGAUGUUAUUGUGGUAAUUUGGAGCAGUGUGCGUGAGUUGGCGUGCGUGUGGUAUGGUGUUGGCUAUGGACAGGACGGGUAAACACGGCUUGAGAUCUUCGCUGGGACUCGGUCCUUCGGGGUAGACACGGCUUGAGUUCUUCAUUGGGACCUCGAUUUGGUUUAUUAAGCGAAAGUCCGGCUUAAGUUCUUCGCUAGCACAGGUUGGAUUAAGAAGGGCUGUAUAGGGGAUCAGCUCCCAUAUAUGUAUUGUUUGACCUUAUCGGGUGUGUGAGUGUUCCAUAUUACCUUUUUACUGUUAUGACGUGAAAAUAUUGACGAUGUUGCAUUUCACUCUACAUGGUGCAUUAGCUUUAGAUAGCUAUAAAGAUUAUGGUUAAAAUUGAU